UCCCCAGCCUUGAGGCAUUCGGAGCCCCUCCCUCAGGCCCAGCCAUGGUGUGGGCGCUGGUCCUGGCUCUCUGCAACCGGGCACUGGCCCCCACAGGUGCGCUGGACGCCAUGGGCCCUCAUGCAGCCGUCCGCCUGUCAGAGUUGCUGACCCCGGAGGAGUGCAGCCACUUCCGAUCGCUCCUUGAGGCGCCAGAGCCUGACCUGGACGCGGAGUUUGCCCGGCUAUCUGAGGACCGGCUGGCUCGCCCCGAGCUGCUCACACCCUCUCCGGGAAAACAGGGCACCGUGGGGCAAAGGCGGCGGGCAGCAGCUACGCAGUCUUCGGAGGGGCCGAAGGGCGCGCCAGCCGAGUUCAGGGAGGUUUCCGACGGCUGUCGCGAGGCGCUGGCGUCCUGGUUGGCUGCCAAGGCCCCUGCCCUGUCGUGGGACCGCAUGGCCCGAGCCCUGCGACGCAGCGGCCGUCCCGAUGUGGCGCGGGAGCUGGCCAAGAACCUCCACCAGCAGGCGACGUUGCAGCUGCGCAGGUCGGGCGCGAACUACAUGAAGCCGCCUGUGGCUCCUGCCCCCGCCCCGGCACCGCGCGACCGCCGCGCUGCGGUCCCCGAGCCCUCCUGGGACGACCUAGAGCUGAUCGUGGAGCGCUUGCCGCAGCCCCCAUACACGCGAAACCCAGCAGCCUGGAUCGGGCCAUUGGCUCUAGGCCUUCUCUCCGGCUUCGUGGGCGCGCUGGGCACCGGGGUGCUGAUCACUGUGCUCACGCUCUGGAUCGCCGGCAGCGACGGCAACCCUGCGCGACCUCACGCCCCUGCACCGCGCCCUAAAUCCCGGCCCAAACCGGCCCCGGCGCUCUGUCGCUGGGAAACAGAGCAGCUCCUGCCUGGAGCCUGGGCACCGAGGGGGCGGUCCCCCAACCACGGGGCCCCACUACUAUAA
Phodopus roborovskii (desert hamster) is the source of this 935-nucleotide messenger RNA. RefSeq names its product transmembrane and death domain 1 (gene Tmdd1). NCBI's taxonomy places the organism in Eukaryota, Metazoa, Chordata, Mammalia, Rodentia, Cricetidae. The record is from RefSeq and is a predicted model, not a curated record. Gene Ontology annotation, biological process: signal transduction. The transcript has a single exon. Gene Ontology annotation, molecular function: protein binding. The coding region runs from base 45 to 935 and encodes 296 amino acids.